Messenger RNA from Puntigrus tetrazona (Sumatra barb), 3274 nucleotides. RefSeq names its product glutamic pyruvate transaminase (alanine aminotransferase) 2 (gene gpt2). Gene Ontology annotation, biological process: biosynthetic process. Gene Ontology annotation, molecular function: pyridoxal phosphate binding; L-alanine:2-oxoglutarate transaminase activity. The record is from RefSeq and is a predicted model, not a curated record. Bases 246 to 1901 code for a protein of 551 amino acids. Lineage: Eukaryota; Metazoa; Chordata; Actinopteri; Cypriniformes; Cyprinidae. The transcript has 11 exons.
UUGGCGGGUGGAUGACAGUAGACGAUGAAGAGAUGAUUGUUUGAAGAGAGUGGUACAGUUAAGCAUUUGAUAAUGCGGAUCUGUCUCGUGUAGAAGAAACGUUUUCUGAAGUAAUUUCGCUUUUUUUUAUUGUUCAAUUUAUCGUUUGCUUUAACCGGCGGCUAGAAGGACAGAGUCUUUACAGCAGCGUCUCUUCACGCGCAUCCUUGUUCACCGGACAGACUCGACUUCCUCACUGAGCAGAAAUGUAUCGCUUGCAGUCGCUGGCAGCUCGAUCACUGAUCGCCGGAGCCCUCGACCAGUGUACCCCUUUAACACUGACAUCUCUCACUGGGGUGCGACACAAAUCUCAGGGUCCGUCCGUGGAGAAGUGCGGCCAGAUGCGCUUCAUCACCGCCGAGGCUAAAGUGUCUGCCGGGCGCCUCGACGGGAAGAUGCGGGAGAAGACCCUGACUAUGGACACACUGAACCCGCAGGUGAAGGCUGUGGAGUACGCCGUGAGGGGACCCAUAGUUAUCAAAGCUGGAGAGAUCGAGAGAUACUUGGAGGAGGGUGGUACGAAACCCUUCUCUGAAGUCAUUAAAGCCAACAUCGGGGAUGCACAUGCCAUGGGACAACAGCCAAUCACCUUCCUCAGACAGGUGGUGGCUCUCUGCACAUUCCCUGAGCUGAUGGACAGUCCCAGUUUCCCAGAGGAUGCGAAAUGGAGAGCACGGCGUAUCCUGCAGGGCUGCGGGGGACACAGUCUCGGGUCGUAUAGUGCAAGCCCCGGCGUGGAGUGCAUCCGCAAAGACAUCGCUGCGUACAUAGAGCAAAGAGAUGAAGGAGUUCCUUCAGACUGGGAAAACAUUUACCUCACCACUGGGGCUAGCGAUGGCAUUAUGACUAUUCUGCGGCUACUGGUGUCUGGAAAAGAUUCUUCUCGGACCGGUGUAAUGAUCCCUAUCCCUCAAUACCCGCUUUACUCUGCUGCAAUCUCAGAGAUGGAUGCGGUACAGGUCAACUACUACUUAGAUGAGGACAACUGCUGGGCUCUGGACAUCAAUGAGCUUCACAGGGCCUAUCAGGCUGCCAAACAGCACUGUCAGCCGAGAGUCAUUUGCAUCAUUAACCCUGGCAACCCUACUGGCCAGGUCCAAAGUAAAAAAUGCAUUGAAGAAGUCCUGCACUUUGCAUAUGAAGAGAAUCUCUUUGUCAUGUCAGAUGAGGUGUAUCAGGAUAAUGUGUACGCUCCUGACUGUCAGUUCCACUCCUUCAAGAAGGUGCUAUAUGAGAUGGGCCCCGAGUACUUCAACAGCGUGGAGCUCGUCUCCUUUCAUUCCACUUCCAAAGGCUACACGGGAGAGUGUGGCUUCAGGGGUGGAUAUAUGGAGGUGAUCAACAUGGAUCCUGAGGUCAAGGCCCAGCUGGUCAAGCUUUUAUCGGUUCGUCUGUGCCCUCCCCUGGCUGGCCAGGCUGCAAUGGAUGUGAUUGUCAACCCUCCUCAACCAGAAGAGCACACGUUCAAGCAGUUCCACCAGGAGAAAUCAUCAGUGCUGGGUGCUUUAGCAGAAAAAGCUAAACUAACUGAGCAGAUCUUGAAUGCAGUUCCAGGAAUCAAGUGUAAUCCUGUUCAGGGGGCCAUGUACGCCUUCCCUCAAAUCUUUAUCCCUCCAAAGGCGGUGGAGGAAGCCAAGGCUCUAGGAAUGCAGCCUGACAUGUUUUACUGCCUGAGGUUGCUGGAGGAGACCGGAAUCUGCGUCGUUCCCGGCAGUGGCUUUGGGCAGAAAGAUGGAACGUAUCAUUUCAGAAUGACGAUCCUGCCAUCCAUAGAGAAGCUGAAGGUGCUUCUUGGAAAAGUACAAGAUUUCCACAUCCGUUUUCUGAAAGAUUACUCCGCUCUGGAGCGAGAUGAAAUCUGACCCCGAUUUGCAAAAAAUAAGCUGGCGAGACCAGCGAUACUUAACACACUAACCACUCUUUUAAACUGUAGUGUUAAGUAUUUUUUAAAUUCUUAUUUUAGAUUUAAUGAAAAUGGUUUCUGGAUGAGUUUUUUGAUAAUAUUAGCAAUUUAGCCAGACAUAAAACACUACUCUUGAAUAUUUUAUUUAUUUUUCACGGUUCGUUUGAGGAAAUGGGACUUAAUUUCUUUUUAUGUUUAAUUUGCCUUUCAAUCACCAUAUCUGCAGCAGGAUGUGUAAUAAAUACAUCCUUUAUCACGAGAUGAGAUUCAGUUACAAACAUUAUUUACAACUUUCCAAAACAGGAACUAAAGUGUGAAGAUUAAUGCAUCACUCACUUAAACUCUUGUAGCACCUUAUAUGAACUAUUCAAAACCAUUUUGGCUAAUGCAAAUUUAGGUGUUUUUUUACACUUUAGUGUUGGGGGGUGGAUGGUGCUGUGAGGAACUUGUUAUGGUUCUGGAACGUUUACAAGGAGGGACUCUUUUAAUGGCUGUCUUGUCCUCAUCCUUAGUUGCACUCAUUGCCAUGCAAUGUACAUAAACUUUAAGCUCGUCAUUUUGAAAGGUAUAGUCACGAGUUAAGCUUCUGUGUAAGAUUGCGGCUAAGGCAACGAUAUAUGCGUCUCUGACUCUGUAUGUUUCCAAGGCCAGUUAAAAAAAAGUGGAAGGAAGAAAACGUGUGGAGAAAGCGCUUUGCUCGUAAAUGUUUACUGAUGUAUUUUAUUUCCUCUGGUUUUAUGUUAUUUUGAACUAUUAGACAUAAUGCUGUUUGAAUCAAUUCUGGGAGCUGUACCAUGAAGCUAGCCAAACAAAAUCUAGUUUGAAGUUGAAAGCUAUUAAUACCAUGAUGUUGUCUGCCCAGACCUUGAUUCUGAAUUCAUGCAUAACUAAAACAAUAAGCCCAAUUUAUUGUACCUAAAACCCAGGGAUGACACAAAACAAAUGUAGUCUAUCCAGCAAAACCAGCUUCAUGGUGCAACCCCGUUCUUUUCAGACAGGUGGUCAUAUUUACAAAUGAAAUUAAGAGAGAUUAGUGCCAAAGUUGACUAAAUCUCCCCUUACAUCUCAUCUUUCAUGUCAAAGCCAUUAACAGCGUAUGACUUGUUCAUGCCUUCUUGCGUCUUUUAAACUUAUCACUUCAUAUGAGGUGCCUUUGUUCAUGCCUGUGAACUCUUAAUGAAAUGAGCUUUCCCUACAUGCAUUACUAGCUUGUAAUAUAGAAUUUUUUUAAAAGCUUCUGUGUAUUUUUUUUGUUUACAGAUUUUGGGAAAUUGGCUCAAUGUUACAUUGUAUAUUUUCAAAUGAAUAUUAAACUUAUGAAGACUGUUAAAA